This is a messenger RNA of Selaginella moellendorffii, 575 nucleotides long. RefSeq names its product pathogenesis-related protein PR-1. The coding region runs from base 19 to 543 and encodes 174 amino acids. The transcript has a single exon. Lineage: Eukaryota; Viridiplantae; Streptophyta; Lycopodiopsida; Selaginellales; Selaginellaceae. Gene Ontology annotation, cellular component: extracellular region. The record is from RefSeq and is a predicted model, not a curated record.
CGUACAUACAUUCAUGCUAUGAGAUUCAUGGUUGAUCGAAGAUACCACUGCGUGGUGGCCGUGUGCUACGUGCUGCAUUGCUCGCUCCUGGCAGGCGCGAGCUACUGGCCGCCCCGAUACAACGCAUUCGUGGCGCAGUUCCUCUACGGCCAGAACCGAGCUCGCUACAGCGUGGGUGUUCCGCCGCUGGUGUGGGACAACCGGCUGGCAGCGUACGCGCAGUGGUGGGCAAACCAGAAGCAGGCGUCGGGCAACUGCUAUCUCCAGCACUCGGGGGGUCCCUACGGCGAGAACAUCUUUUGGGGGCGGGGCAAGCCGUGGAGCCCGUCCGAGGCCGUCGACGCCUGGGUGGACGAGCGCCGCUGGUAUGACUACUACUCCAACUCGUGCCUCUUCAACGACGACUGUGGCCACUACACACAGAUCGUGUGGAGAAGCUCAACGCGGGUGGGAUGCGCAAGAGUCACCUGUGCCGACGGGGAUGUGUUCAUGAUCUGCAACUACGAUCCCCCAGGGAACUACAUUGGCCAGAGGCCUUACUAGCUACCUCUCUCCAAUUCUCAUCUCGCGCGAUC